GCCGUGGGGGCGGUGCAGGUGCUGGGCUGGGGGCGGGCGGACGCGGUUCUCUCCGGAAGGACUGAGGCUUCUUUAGACCCGCCCGCCUCCGCAGCUGCCUGAAGCAGUGUAGGGUCAGCCUGCGAGUUGUGCAGCAUGGCGCUGGCCGCUCGACUGUGGCGUUUUCUGCCUUUACGACGUGGAGCAGUCCCGAGGUCUCGGGUCCCUGCGGGGACUUCGGGCAGCCGCGGGCAUUGCGGCCCCUGUCGGCUCAGCGACUUUGAGGUAAUGGGAAACCCAGGAACUUUCAAAAGAGGCCUUUUACUCUCAGCUUUGUCUUUUCUGGGUUUUGAGACUUACCAGGUUAUCUCUCAGGCUGCUGUGGUUCAUGCCACAGCCAAAGUUGAAGAAAUACUUGAACAAGCAGACUACCUGUAUGAAAGCGGAGAAACAGAAAAACUUUAUCAGUUGCUAGCCCAGUACAAGGAAAGUGAAGAUGCAGAGUUACUGUGGCGUUUGGCACGGGCAUCACGUGAUGUAGCUCAGCUUAGCAGAACUUCAGAAGAGGAGAAAAAGCUAUUGGUGUAUGAAGCCCUAGAGUAUGCAAAAAGAGCACUAGAAAAAAAUGAAUCAAAUUUUGCAGCUCAUAAGUGGUAUGCAAUCUGCCUUAGUGAUGUUGGAGAUUAUGAAGGCAUCAAGGUUAAAAUUGCAAAUGCAUACAUUAUCAAGGAGCAUUUUGAGAAAGCAAUUGAACUGAACCCUAAAGAUGCUACUUCAAUUCACCUUAUGGGUAUUUGGUGCUAUACAUUUGCUGAAAUGCCUUGGUAUCAAAGAAGAAUUGCUAAAAUGCUGUUUGCAUCUCCUCCUAGUUCCACCUAUGAGGAGGCCUUAGUCUACUUUCACAGGGCAGAACAAGUAGACCCAAACUUCUACAGCAAAAACUUACUUCUCUUAGGAAAGACAUACUUGAAACUACACAACAAAAAGCUUGCUGCUCUCUGGCUAACGAAAGCCAGGGACUAUCCAGCACACACAGAAGAGGAUAAACAGAUACAGACGGAAGCUGCUCAGUUGCUUACAAGUUUCAGUGACAAGAAUUGAGAACUUUUCAGAGAAGAUGUAUGAAAUAGCUAAUAAGCACUGCCUUUUCGUUGAAUUAUAAAGUUCACAUAUGAAGCAUAACUGUUCUAUGGCUUUUGAAAUGUUGUGACCAUUUAACAGUAUAAAUAUAAAAAAUUCUAGGUUUCUUCACAAAUAAUAAGGUAAGAGAAAUAAUUGCUGUAAGAGUGGUAGAA
Messenger RNA from Saimiri boliviensis boliviensis (Bolivian squirrel monkey), 1274 nucleotides. RefSeq names its product regulator of microtubule dynamics 1 (gene RMDN1). Gene Ontology annotation, molecular function: microtubule binding. NCBI's taxonomy places the organism in Eukaryota, Metazoa, Chordata, Mammalia, Primates, Cebidae. Gene Ontology annotation, cellular component: cytoplasm; mitochondrion; mitotic spindle pole. The record is from RefSeq and is a predicted model, not a curated record.